GGCCCAGGCGUUCUUUGGGAGAGGGACCUCUCGCGGUCCCUGACGCAGACAUCGUGCAGCUUUCUCCCCGCAGCUCCUGGGUCGGGAGCCGCUUUGCAGCUCUCGGCUCUGGAAUUGGACUGCGGGAGGGGCGUUUGGGUGGAAUGGGACCUGGCACGCCUGGACCUUCCCGUGGCUGCUCUGCGAGAGCCUGAGAGAUGGGAGGGGAGGCUGAGGUGGGGAGGGAGCCUAGAGAGCUGUAAAAUAAGGAUUGGACCAUUUUUCCAGGCGGCGAAAGCGGCACCUGGACCAUUCAUCAAGAAUUUUGUAUCCAAGGCCCAAAAGUUUGUUACCCAAGAUGAUGAAUGCUGACAUGGAUGCAGUUGAUGCUGAAAAUCAAGUGGAACUGGAGGAAAAAACAAGACUUAUUAAUCAAGUGUUGGAACUCCAACACACACUUGAAGAUCUCUCUGCAAGAGUAGAUGCAGUUAAGGAAGAAAAUCUGAAGCUAAAAUCAGAAAACCAAGUUCUUGGACAAUAUAUAGAAAACCUCAUGUCAGCUUCUAGUGUUUUUCAAACAACUGACACAAAAAGCAAAAGAAAGUAAGGGAUUGACACCCUUCUGUUUUAUGGAAUUGCUGCUGAUCAUUUUUUCUUUAAAACUUGGAUAGAUUCCAAAAGUUACAGUACCUUUGUUUGUGGCUUCAUUGAAUAUUUAUGAAGAUAAUGUCAGAUGUAGACAAAAAUAACACAAUAACAGGAGACUUCCAUAAGUUUGUGUAUUAUGUUAGUCUAUGAAAACGUGCAAAUGUAUUGUAGAGACUUUAUAAUUAGAAUUGCAUAUAUUUAUGAAACUUAAAGAUGAAUGUUUUAUUGAAUUUGUAGGUUUAGCACUGUCUUUUAUUAUAGGAUUAGUAAGAUAUACAAGAAAAUAACCACCAUGUUGUGAAAAAGUGACCAAAAUCAUAUACUAAAUGCACAGCUUUAUGUACCCUGUCCACCAUCUUGUGCCUCUUCUCCAUUUGCCUCUUCCUUCCUAUUUCCCUUCCGCUAAGGAAAAAAAUUGGUGUCACAUUUGUAAAAGUAAUUUUAAUAGUUAAUCAUCUCUGAGAGUAACCUGUAUUUUAAUUGUUGAAACUUAACCAAAAUAAGAUACUGUCUCAGCUAGGGCUUCUCAUUUGUGUAUUUAGUGUUAAGAUAGGAAUGCUAGUGUCUCUUUAAUUAAUUGGAAAUAGAUGGAGGCUAAAAAUGAAGGUUUUUCUUUGAAACUGAAUUAACUUGGGAAUAUUUGUUGUUAAAAACUUCUUUUUGCCCAAAAUAACUCAUUUUGUAUUAUCUGAAAAUAUAUAAUUUCUGGUCAUGUGUAUGUUAAAAUAGAAAAUUUUGAGGAAAAAUGGAAAUAGGGUGGAAAAGUACUCGGUAAACAGUAGUAACCAAAUAUUUUCACUCCAGAUUUGUGUUUUCUCUGGCACAGAGUAGAUCUUUUGGGAAAUAUAUAUGAAAGUGGAUUAAGUUUGACUACCCUUAUGUAAGCCACAUCUGGAUGAGAACAGUUACAAAGAGUUUGGUCUCUAAGUUGAUUCGUACCCAGUGGGUCAACUUCUGCAAAAUUCCAUAACGGUGUAUUAGUAUUAGAAUAGUGAAUAAAAUGGGAAAGUUUUACAUGUAUACUUAUUAUCUUGCUCAGUAUUUUAUCUCACUUGUUCUAGAAUUUUCUGUAAACCCUGCUACUGGGUUUGAAGAGUUUUAGUCAUCCUUUAACAGUUUUAAAAAUUUAGCUUCUAGAUUCCAUUUGGUAAGGAAAUCAAUAUUGGAAGUAUUGCUAAAAUCUUAUAAUAUGAAAAGAGAUCCACUAAUAUAGCUUAUGGUUGUUAGAUUUGGGCUUUUAAUCAUGGAAUAAUCUUAUGUAUUGGUGUAAGAGUUGAUGAAUGACUUUAGCUGUGUGAAUAUAUAAUAGUCAAACUGCAAACAUUUUGCAUCCCUUUUGUGACCUAAUUUACAGACAUUUAAAUUGUGUUGCAGUUCUGCUUUGCCGUUUAAUAAAAAGCUAUUUCAGA
Molecule: messenger RNA, 2036 nt
Organism: Pan troglodytes (chimpanzee)
Lineage: Eukaryota; Metazoa; Chordata; Mammalia; Primates; Hominidae
Gene: SCOC
Product: short coiled-coil protein
Exons: 4
Coding region: 338-586 (82 amino acids)
Cellular component (GO): trans-Golgi network
Source: RefSeq, a predicted model, not a curated record